AUGCGUUUUCUCUGUCUGCACGGAAAGGGAAUGAAUGCCGAGGUUCUUCGAAGCCAAAUGGCAAGGAUUUGCGAAUUCUUUACGCCAGACCAUGAGUUCAUCUUCGUGAAUGGUCCUGUCCCCCGAGAGCCCAUGGCGGGUAUAGCUCUUAAAACCAGGCAGUCUGAUGAACGUUUUUUUGGUUUUACUCCUGAUGACCCUGCCUUGUGCGGCCAGAUAAUCGACAGUGUUUCCAAUUUCAUGGCGAGCGCUAAGCCUUUUGAUGGCAUUAUAGGUUUCUCCGAGGGCGCCUGCGUUGCAGCUACUAUCAUGAUAGCCGACGAACAGCUUCCCCAGCCCGUUUUUAGACUAAAGUGUGGAAUCUUCUUCUGCGGGCUGUCUCCUAUUGAUAUACAGUCAUGUUCCGAUGGUAAAGAGGAGCCGAGGUUUUUAAAUUAUGAUGAAGACGGCGUGAUGCUCCGAGUUCCCACAGCGCACAUCUGGUCAACUGAAGGUGGCGAGUUCGCGAACAUGGGCAAAGGUCUUGUUACAGUUAGUGACGAGGGCUUAAGGGAGGAGUCCAUUCAUCAGCUAGGCCACGAAAUCCCUGGGUCUCGGUCAGAUGAAGGAUUAGAGGAUGCUAUAAGAGCUAUUGAGCGAACCAUUGAGAGAGCUAAAUAA
Molecule: messenger RNA, 660 nt
Organism: Clonostachys rhizophaga
Lineage: Eukaryota; Fungi; Ascomycota; Sordariomycetes; Hypocreales; Bionectriaceae
Source: the annotation of a GenBank genome assembly